Mus pahari (shrew mouse) is the source of this 2603-nucleotide messenger RNA. It is a transcript of the gene B3gnt7, whose product is annotated as UDP-GlcNAc:betaGal beta-1,3-N-acetylglucosaminyltransferase 7. The transcript is spliced from 2 exons. Bases 325 to 1518 code for a protein of 397 amino acids. NCBI's taxonomy places the organism in Eukaryota, Metazoa, Chordata, Mammalia, Rodentia, Muridae. The record is from RefSeq and is a predicted model, not a curated record. Gene Ontology annotation, cellular component: membrane. Gene Ontology annotation, molecular function: hexosyltransferase activity.
GUGAAGGCCCAGCAGCGGGGAAGUCGCCGCCUCAGGAUGUUGGCGAUCCUCAAGGUCUCUGAGAUUCCGGCUCUUCCCUUCGCGAUUCCGCGGGGCGUGCCUCUGAGGUGACCAGGGCUGAACGGAGGUUGCUGUCCCCGAAGUGAGCCGGGGCACGAAGGGUUAACCUACCUGGGCCGCCGCCCCUGCGGCCCCUCCUCCAGCCGCAGGGAAAAAAAGAAAGUCUCAGCGGGGGCGCGGCUCGGCCUCGUCCCGCCGUCCCCUGCCGCGGCGCCCAGAGCUGUGAUCCGUGCGCCCCGCUCAGCUGCCCUGGACCGGGCCGCCAUGUCUCUGUGGAAGAAAACCCUCUACAAGAGUGUAUGCCUGGCACUGGCCCUCCUUGUGGCUGUCACCGUUCUCCAGCGCAGUGUGACCCCUGGUCAAUUCCUUCAGGAUCCUCUACCACCCACACUGGGGCCAGCCAAAACUGGAAAUCUGGUCAACCCCAACAGCUUCUGGAAGAGUUCAAAGGAUGUAGCAGCUCCCACUCCCACAGUUCCUCAAGGACCCCAGGUCUGGGACGUGAUCACCACUAACUGCUCUAUCAACAUCAACCUGACCCAUCAGCCAUGGUUCCAGAGUCUGGAACCACACUUCCGACAGUUUCUAGCCUAUCGGCAUUGCCGGUAUUUCCCUAUGUUGCUGAACCACCCAGAGAAGUGUGCCAGCGAUGUCUAUAUGCUGGUGGUUGUCAAGUCGGUCAUCACACAGCACGACCGCAGAGAGGUCAUUCGUCAGACCUGGGGCCACGAAUGGGAGUCAGCGGGUCUGGGGAGGGGCGCCGUGCGGACUCUCUUCCUGCUCGGCACGGCCUCCAAGCAAGAGGAGCGGACCCACUAUCAGCAGCUGCUGGCCUAUGAGGACCGUCUCUAUGGUGACAUCCUACAGUGGGACUUCCUUGACAGCUUCUUCAACCUGACCCUCAAGGAGAUCCACUUCCUCAAGUGGCUCGACAUUUACUGUCCCAAUGUCCCCUUCAUCUUCAAAGGUGAUGAUGAUGUCUAUGUCAACCCCACCAACCUGCUCGAGUUUCUGUCUGACCGACAGCCCCAGGAAAACCUAUUUGUAGGUGAUGUUCUGAAACAUGCUCGGCCCAUCCGCAAAAAAGAUAACAAAUACUACAUCCCAGCCGUCAUGUAUGGCAAGGCCACCUACCCGCCCUAUGCUGGCGGAGGGGGUUUCCUCAUGUCUGGCAGCUUAGCUCGGCAACUCCACCAUGCCUGUGACACACUGGAACUGUUCCCUAUUGAUGAUGUCUUCCUGGGCAUGUGCUUGGAGGUGCUGGGAGUGAAGCCCACCGGCCACGAGGGCUUCAAGACCUUUGGCAUCUCUCGGGUCCGAGGCAGCCGGAUGAACAAGGAACCGUGCUUCUACCGGGCCAUGCUUGUGGUACACAAGUUGCUCCCUGCCGAGCUGCUGGCCAUGUGGGAUCUGGUGCAUAGCAAUCUUACCUGUUCUGUCAAGUUCCAGGUGCUCUAAUGUUGCUGAGCCACCAGUGUGUUUGUCCUCGGGGAUACAUGGCAUUGUCUUUGAUCCCUUGCAGGAGGUGAAGGGUUUGGGCCCUCUGGGCCCCUAGGUGUGGUGGGGUACAGAGAGCCAGAGAGGAACUCCCAGAAAUUCCCAGAAAGAGGCCCAGGAAUAGCCAGAGCUUCCCUGACUGGAGGUCACCUGAGGGCCUGGAGCUCUCCUAGCGUGGGCCUCUAGCUUGACCUCUCUAGCCUGGUAGGAGGCCCUGGUGGCAUCUAAAGGAACAUUUGCUCAGGUACCUGAGCUAGAUCUGGGCCCCAGUGGGUCUGUGGCUGCCUCUUAUCCUCACAGGGAAGCCUCUUUCCUGUGAAAUGCCUCUGGCUCCCUGAGGAUCAAGCAGCCUUUGUGGGAGCUCAGUCCUGUGCAGGUCCACAGGUGUCCCCUGGUCCACAUUGCUGGAUCUCCUAAGAUAGGAGCUCUCUCUCCACAGGCCCUCAGCACAGCCCCAGGCUUGCCUGGAGUCAGCUGCCGAGGCAUGGCUCCUGGCUUUGACUUCUCUUGUCCAGAAGCCUGACUGGCCGCUCUGACUACCUCAGCACUCCUCCAGACCUCAGUGUGGGCUAGUGCCCCACCUUAUGCCCCUGACACAGAGCAAAAGAGCAGUGCUCCCGCCCCUCCCCCACCCCUGCCCCCCAAAGACACAGUGAUCCCUGAGCUCAGCCCAAGCCAGGUCUCACCCUUGGCAUCUCACCAAUGCUGACUCCCUGGCUGGAGACUGGCCGGUUGGGCCCUAGAUGUAGACAUUCUUCUAUUACUGUGAAAUUUUAUUUAUGAAGAAUUGGAAGGAGGCGGCUCCAGGCCUUGGGAAGUGUACCUCUUUCCUGCACACUUUCCUUCAGCAGCUAGCAUCUUUACCACUCACACCCUGCCUUUCAAGCCCUUCCCAACUGACACCCAUACUUUUCUGGGGCCUGCCCAGACUAUUUUCCCCUGUGAAAGAAUACCACCUCCCACCUCUGGCUGGGGUCACCUGGAAAAGAUGGAGGCAUCUUCUCUAUUUUCUCAAUAAAAACGACUGGUUGUUGAAGGUGUCUGAA